UGACAAUUUUUUGCCGUCUCAGUGCAAUUUCAUACUUCAAAUCACAAUGAGGUUCGUUUUGAUUUUCGCGAUUUGUGCGACAAUUCUCAGAUUCAGAUUUGUUUAUAGUGCUAUAAAUAUUGUAGAGUAUGUGAGAAAACAUAAGCCAACAAAUUGCAGCGAAUCACUAUAUCAAAUAGUUAGCUAUCCGCCUUAUAACUCACGGAAUUUACAAAACCCUGCCACAAUAUCACGAGCCGAAUUCGUAGUUUUAGUAAAAGAAAGCCUGCGAAAUUACAAAACGCCUGUACUAAAAAAAUAUGCACCGUAUACACCUUUGAGAAAGAAGAAUGUUACAACAAUAAAGUCUGACAUAACAUUUACAACUGAGGUAACCACGAAGACGCCCGGCAUUGCUGUGGUAACCACCAAGGAUACGCAAUUUACAGAGGUAUCAACGAUAACCUCAGAAACUACAGAAGUUUCGGAUACAACAUCGGUAGUGGAAACCACAGAGGAAGCUAUCUCUCAGCACACUGAUGUGACUGAGUCAACAACAACAGAAACAUUUCCAACUGAAACCACACUAGACGAUAGGACCACUGAUAGUUGGGCAACAACACAAAAUGAAUUGACCACACCAACAAUGUUUGAGGAUUCUACAACUGAGACGGCCAAUGCAAUUACGGUAAAUAUGAAGGACUGGUUCACGGAGAAUGAUAGUGAGGGGAGCAUUACAACAAAACAAGAUAUUAUUACAACCGAUGCAACUAUUUCGACAACUUCAAGUAUUUAUGGCGAAACGGAAACUGAAUCAACGCCAACUUUGGAGGAUUAUUCAACUGAGGUGGCUGAUGCAUUAACUUUGUAUUUGUUGGUGACAUCCACCCAAAAUCCAAGUGGGGAAACAAUUACAACAAAUGCUUAUGAGAUAACAGCAACUGAAACAAUGCCAACAGAGGAGACUGUCUCCACAGAAGAAACUACCACAGAGAAAGCUAAUGAAUCAACGACAGCUAUGGAAACGACAACCUCCAACUGGAAACGACAAGUUUUAUAACGGUAAGGUCAACAAAUGCGUGGGAUGUCGAAGAU
Molecule: messenger RNA, 1074 nt
Organism: Bactrocera latifrons
Lineage: Eukaryota; Metazoa; Arthropoda; Insecta; Diptera; Tephritidae
Exons: 2
Coding region: 47-1039 (330 amino acids)
Source: RefSeq, a predicted model, not a curated record